Messenger RNA from Thermochaetoides thermophila DSM 1495, 1986 nucleotides. RefSeq lists its product as uncharacterized. NCBI's taxonomy places the organism in Eukaryota, Fungi, Ascomycota, Sordariomycetes, Sordariales, Chaetomiaceae. Bases 1 to 1986 code for a protein of 661 amino acids. The record is from RefSeq and is a predicted model, not a curated record. The transcript is spliced from 4 exons.
AUGCAGUUCUCUCCCUCGACCCAGCGGCAGCAGUCUCCUGAGCGGCGGCUCUCGCCAGAGAGGCGACAGGAGAUACUGAAAAGUCGGAUUCCUCAGCCAACUUUCCAUUCAGCCAGGAGGUCUGUCCACGAGUCGAUCCGUGCCGUACGGUACAACCCAAUGGAUCGACUUGCCGCUUCUCUUGAUGCCGGUCAGGUAAACUCGUCCUCGAACUGGCCAUUUAAGGCGGACAGUUCUUUUUCCAAAAUUUGGGCAAACAACCAGAAUAGCCCAGGGAAAGAUGCGAUCCCUCUGGUCGAGAUACGACCCCAAAAGCGAGCCACGAUGCCGAUCGAAGUUUGCACCUCUGGCUCGUCAAAUGGAAGCGAGGGAGUGAGAGUCUCCAACGUUUUUUGUCGCGAGUUUCCAAGUGCCUCCAUUGAUGCCCUUGCUGGCGAGACUCAAAUCGCCAUCCCCUGCGCCACCUGCAGUUAUACAUCAGAAGGCCCAAGCAACGACGAGCCUGCAAAGAACAAAGGUCUCUCGUCCAAUGAUUUCGAGACAAACCCAAGAACACCUAGGAGUAACUAUCAACAAGCGGAACCUGAUGCUUCUGCUGGUGGCUGCCAACAGUCUUCAAUUACCCGGCGCAACCAGCAGGAUUUUGGGAACCUGAAGCCGGAAAAAGUCGAGACACAAGGCUCAGCAUCCGGUGACGCUCGUUCUAGUCAUCCGAGCAGUAUCAGAAGACCUGGUCGCUUUAGUCGCUUAAGUACCAGACUGAGCAACUUCUUCACGUCGGACUCAUUUGUGGAAGAGCUUCGUAAGGGACCAGUCAUCCGCCAUCCUCCUUUGGAGCUAAUUUCGGGUUUGGAAGGGAUCAAGAACGCAGAGCGACUGCCAAAAAAUCUUAGAGAGUUGUGGGGCUUGGAUCGUCUGGAGAAAAUGCUCCUAGCCUGCUUGUUACUUCUCGUCGCGGGACUCAUCAGCUCGGCGUCUAGCAUUACAGCUGUUGUGAUGUCCAAUGGAGACGACCCUUCGCGGAUUACUAUGAUAGCAUGGAUGACUGUUAGCAUCUCAUUUGUCAUGGUUCUUGCUCUGAUUGUUGCUUUCGGUUGGAUCCACUAUCGAAAGACGAGCAAAACGUUAGUCGACGAUGAGUUGUGGAUUCAAGUGCAGCGUCGAGACAGGCCUUUACCUCCCCUGCCACAGGACGAAGAUAAGAAGAAUGACGAAACAACCAGUGCAGCCUGGACGAAGUUUGCAGCGGAUCAAGAACAGCUUCGUCGAUAUGUCGAGAGACUCGAGAGCCGAGUUGCCAAGCUCGAGAAUCAAGAAUCGGGAACUUCACAGAGCAAUGACGAGCCGAAUGCUCUGGACAAUGGUUCCAACAGCCAAUGUCGGAGCAUUUUCAAAAGCAAAGGCAAGCAAAGGCUUGUCAGAAGUAAGCGUGAACAUAAUGCUAGUGAUGACGACAAUACAGCCACCAAGCCGAAAAACUCGCUCAAAGAGUCCUUGUCGCGCAGGGAAUUGCUGAAACCGGACUCGGAAAACGGAUCCAGUUCUGAGAAUGAAGGGAGUCAUGGUUUCGGCAUUCCUAGGUCGGAUACCAAAGUGAGCAUCCUGACUGAGCUUUGCGAGGCUGUGGCAGAGAGCUACAGCCCUCUCAACGAGAGAGGUGCCCGGACCUCUUCCGCCAGUCCUGCGGCUUUUGGCAGCUAUUCGCAAAACGAGGCUUGGCCUAUGACCUGUGGAAGCAUGAUACCUGAGACAACACCCAGGAGUUCCAUCCCACCCGACUCAUUGAGGGCAAGCAUUCCUCCAAGCGACGCCUCAUCAAGCCGAAGCCGUGGAGCCAUCCACACCGAUACGACCCCUCGCGCCUCCUCUAGUACCAAACCGCUUUUGAAGCGGUUGAACAUCAACGCCCCUGCUCUCAACCGCCUUAGCACUUUGCGCAAGGUUGAGCAAGCUGAAGAGGAUGACAACAUGGGCCCAUCCAACUGA